AAUAAUAGCUAUGCCGAAUCCUCGUAGGCGAGGUAAACAAAAUUCCUGCCAACACUUCUGUCCCUCGGCUCUCACAGGAUGGAGGUGAAGGUGACAAUAGAGACACUGCCUUACGAGGUGCUUGAGAGGAUACUGAGCAAUCCCUGUGUCACCGUAGAGGACGUUGUAAGCUGUUCCCUCACCUGCAAAUACCUAAAUGGUGUGUGUCUGAGAAACUCCUUAUGGAGAUCCAAAUUUGCCCACCAAUACCCGUACACGUACCACUACAUUCACACCAAGGAAAGGAAGGACUGGAAGGCGAAGUACGUGGCGCAGUACCGGUGUAAGGUCAAGCUGGUGCAGUGUGUCCUAGCUCUCUCCAGGACGUUUGUGUGGUCAAUGUACCAUGAUUACGAGUGGCCGGACAUACCCAGACGUGCUUUGGCGCUGUACGAGGACUUGUUUAGUGACACCCUCGGUGACGCCAAUAACCAUUACGUGCUGGACGAGUGCCACAAUAUCCUCAACUCCGGCAACCCAUGCAUGGAGCUGACCCUUAAAUACUACGCCGACAAGUUACACAGGCACACGUAUGAGCGAUUAGUAAUUAGUAGUAAGUGGGAUGAGUUUCUGGCGCGGGGUAACUGCUACGAGGAGGGACUGCUGUGGGUGGUGGUGGGGUUGAGACCAGUUCCGAAGAUGUGCAGUGAGACAGGGGUGCGCGCCAGCCUAGACAGACUAGCCCAAGAGACCCUAGAGCACAUCAAGGAGGUGUAUCCCACUAAUCCGUUAAGUACCAAGGCACUGUCUGAUGAGGACCUGGUGUGCAAGGACUCAAGUCAGUGGAGGGGAGAACACUGUUUUGAAAUCUUACAAGCAGUUCACCAUGUCUUGAAGCACAAGUCUGGCUACAAGGUGAACAACAGUUUGUGUGAGAGUGAGCCAGACCAUUACUGCAUCGAUUAUGUCCUGCACCACAAGAAGGGCAGCUCCAAACUCCUACUAGCCAUACAGCUCUGUGUGGCCCGGCGUCUUGGGGUGUCUGCAGUGCUGCACCAGAACCUCAGCGAUCAUGUCCUGGCCACUUGGAAACUGUAUUACGUGGGGCAGGAUGGGGUGAGUGGCUAUAUGGAUACCUGUGACCUGUGCAAAAAAGACCUGUGUGUGCUGAUGGAUGAGUGGCAGGAAGGGCAGCUGGUGGAUGCAAAGGGAAUGUGCCAGGCUAUCCUCCAGCAGGUGGUGUUCCUGACAGAGUGCUGGCUCAAGAGGGAGAGAUGGCAUGCAGGGGAGCCAGUCCUGUAUGAUCUGCUAGAUGAGGAGACGUACAACCAACCUAUCCGCCUGCUGUUCACUGCCUGGCAGCAUGUGGAGCACUGGAAGAUGAGCCGCCUGUACCACUACAUGAACCAGCUGCUCAGAGUCACAGGCAGCAAGCACACGCAGGGCAAGAUUCUCCACCUCAGCAUCCUCCUGCGCAUCAACUCAAAACUGACCCUGGUGAAGCUGCUGCAGUUCCGGCGCAGCAUGGGUCAGCCACCCAACACUAUGAGGGACCUCCUCCGCAUGCUGGCCAGUGUCGACAAGCGUGCACGGACCAGAGUCAUGGAGCUGAAGACCCUCCUCUCAUCAGGACUCCCCAGCCACUCCAGCCUGAACCCCCUGGCCAGUGUUCCAUGGCCCCAUGGCUGGCCCGGUGGGGAGAUGGUGCAGAAGAGACGCGUGGAUCGGAAAAGCUGGCAGGUGCAGUUUGCUGUGGGGGAGGUCCUGGAACAGCGUGGUGGGGAUCUGUGUGUUGUGUAUGACUGGGAUUCAAUGUGUGUUGAGAGUGAGGACACCCUGGUGCUGAUGGGUGAAACAGGGCUGGCCUAUGGCACUGACCAGCCCUUCUACAGAGUGCUGACUGAUGGAGGAUCAGCGCGGUACCUGGCACAGGAAAAUCUUCGUCAUGCCCACCAGCCUCAACACAUCAAGAACCCUCUCAUCGGCCGCUACUUCACUGCAUUCAUCUAUCCGUUCUAUCUGCCCAACCCACAGAAGGCAUACGAAUACCCAGAAGAUGCCAACAUCAGAGAACAGAAUGCACUAACAUUAAAACUAAAAUUUGCAUCUAAUGACUAACUUUUACUUUGUUUGUUGAAGCUUUUUUUUUUUUAAAGUUAUGUAUAUACCUUGUAACUGAUUUGUAUCUAUCUGGUCAUUAUUGUUUUAAAAGUUAAAUUGAGAUUUUA
Molecule: messenger RNA, 2207 nt
Organism: Scylla paramamosain (green mud crab)
Lineage: Eukaryota; Metazoa; Arthropoda; Malacostraca; Decapoda; Portunidae
Exons: 1
Coding region: 79-2097 (672 amino acids)
Molecular function (GO): protein binding; DNA binding
Source: RefSeq, a predicted model, not a curated record